This is a messenger RNA of Scophthalmus maximus (turbot), 1639 nucleotides long. RefSeq names its product vestigial-like family member 2a (gene vgll2a). NCBI's taxonomy places the organism in Eukaryota, Metazoa, Chordata, Actinopteri, Pleuronectiformes, Scophthalmidae. Gene Ontology annotation, biological process: regulation of transcription by RNA polymerase II. Gene Ontology annotation, cellular component: nucleus. The transcript is spliced from 4 exons. Bases 155 to 1027 code for a protein of 290 amino acids. The record is from RefSeq and is a predicted model, not a curated record.
CGCUCCAGUGCGUAAAGAGCGCAGAGCGCACAGGAGACCGUGCCGCUGCAGCAGUGCGUCCUGUCCGCUCCUCCCCGGCCCGGGAUCACCACCAGAACACAGACCUGCUCCCUCCAUGUCGCUCGGCUCUUCUUCUCCGUGACUCCUCUUCGCCAUGAGCUGCUUGGAUGUGAUGUACCAAGUGUUCGGUCCUCAGCCUUAUUUCAGCUCCUACGGCCCCUACCACCACCAGAAGCUGGCCUUGUACUCCAAAAUGCAGGACCCCCAGGACGGCGGCGGCCGGCUGGGCCCCCCGGGGCCCCCGGCCAUCAAGGAGGAGGACAAGGAGCUGCCGCCGGGCGCCGAGUACCUGAGCUCCCGCUGCGUCCUCUUCACCUACUUCCAGGGCGACAUCAGCGCCGUGGUGGACGAGCACUUCAGCCGCGCGCUCAGCCAGACGACGGCGGCGGCGGCGGCGGCCGCGUACGCUGCGUCCGGCAGCCACAAGAGCGUAAGAGACGGAUCGUUCCCGAUGAGCCAGCGGAGUUUCCCUCCGUCCUUCUGGAACAGCUCGUACCAGCCGUCGGCCUCGUCCUCGCUGGGCAACGCUCUGUCCGGCCCCCACGCAGAGCUCUCCUUCCCCGGGGACCCGUACUCCUCCGCCUCCCUGCACGGCCACCUCCACCAGCCCAGCCCGGACGCCUGGCACCCGUCCCACCACCACCACCACCACCACCACCAUCCGUACUCGCUGGGCGCCCAGGGCUCGGCGUACCCACGCGCGGGGGUCCACGAGAUGUACGGCGCCGCGUUCGACCCGCGCUACGGCUCGCUGCUGGUGCCGUCGGUGAGGCCCCACCACCGGCUGACGCCCGGCAGCUCGGCGCCGGGGCCCAACGCCUCGCCCUGCGACCUCGGGGGGAAGGGGGAGUCCGGGACGGGGUCGACCUGGAGCGGCGCCUUCACCGGGGCCGGGGCAGAAAUCGGACUCAACAUGGACACAGGUCUACAGGCACAGGAUAAGAGCAAGGACUUGUAUUGGUUCUAGAGACUGAUGAUGCAUCCUUCCCCCCCUCCUCCACUACUUCUUCUCUGCCCCCCCUCCUCCAGUCCUGCUCUACUCUGCUGCUGUUGACAGAGAAACUGAAAGCGGGGCUUUUUUUUAAUUAUUUUGAAAAUGCUGUAACGGCUUCUGGUCUACUUGCAGCUCUGUGUUACGGCGGCGGCGGCGCGGCCCUGCUGAGCUGAACGCCGACAGUGUGGAUACAAUGAUAAAAAACUAAAAAAAAAAGGAAAGAGAAAAGUGGACUCGCGGAAGAGAGGAGGCGUCCGAAUCGGAUCUUUUGACGGAUGUGGACAAAAAAGACGAGACCCUUUGUGCUUCUGUAACAGGCCCUGGGACAACAUUCCUAAAGUGGGACGGAGAGAGAGAGAGAGAGAGAGAGAGAGAGAGAGGGGGAUAAAAGAACAAGGAAAAAAAGUCUGGGGACAGACGGACAGAGACACGUGUUGCCGAACUCCGACGACGAGCCGCUCGGAGGGGACUUGGCAGGACUUGGCUCGACUGGGGGCGACUGGGCCGCAGACACACUGGGGGCGUGUUAUGGCUGCGGGGAACAGGCCUCGCCGGCCGCACAGCGAGAACCGGCCGGACGGAUGG